AUGCAAAAUUCUAACAAUCAAACUUCUCAGCAUCACCACCCUCUUGGAUGGAUUGCAAGAGCUGAGAAAUGCUUCAAGAAACAAAUGCAUGCAAAAACAAUUGAGCUUGAAAUGCAAAGAGGUUUGCACCAAAAUCUGAAAUUUGAGCUUCAACAACUCAAAACAGCUCUAAACGUAUUGAACAUCUUUGAAGAUGAUGAUAAGGAGGAGGAGGUAGACUUGGAGUUUUUCAACAAGUUUAGUGCUUUGGAGAAUGAUCUAACAAAGAAGAAAGAGUUGAUAGAAGAGUUAGAAACAUUGAACCAAGUUCUUACGGUCAAAAGGACCGUGAGAUGA
Lathyrus sativus (Indian pea) is the source of this 336-nucleotide messenger RNA. The record is from the annotation of a GenBank genome assembly. NCBI's taxonomy places the organism in Eukaryota, Viridiplantae, Streptophyta, Magnoliopsida, Fabales, Fabaceae.